UUAAGUAAAUUCUGGAAAAACGCUUCGUUUUUGCAAAAUGACGCCUACAUUUGUAAGAUAUUCAGUCCGCAUCCCUCUCAUUCAUCUUAUCCAAACUGGCCUUUCCAGCGACGGCGGAGCACGAGCAGGUGAGGGGCGGCGCCCUUUCAUCGGACCUACAACCGCGGCGGAGGAGAAGGCGGACGUCGUGGGCGCGUGCUUGAGUAGCACCGUCCCGAGCUCGCCUCGCUCCGCUAGGUCUUUUCCCGAGCGGGAUUCGCCGCUCACGGCCAUCAGUGGUGACCUUAAGGCCUCACCAUGGCUAGGGUUUUGGGCGCCUCCGCACUGGCGUGGCUCCGGCAUCUCUUCUCCGACGCCCACCGCGCCCCCACACGCAGCUCUGUCUCCAAGAUGUUGCUCCUUAACCAGGUGGCCAUGGGAUGUGCAGGGUAAGGAUUGGAUGCUUGAGGAAGGAGGGGUCGACCUUGCCUUGCUGCAGCUCGGGACACACCACCAUACAUGGGCAUCCUCCUUUCUGUCUUUCAAAGUUAACUACCCGUGGAGGUUUGAGGAAGAGCUCGCUGGGAAAAUUCGUUGGUGGGCUCAGUCGGCGAACGACAGAGACACUCUGGCAAGGUCGAGCCGCCGGCUAGGCUUAGCCAAAAGGAGGGCUCUCUGGAGGGGGCAGCAAGGGCAGUAACUGGCAACACGAAUGGGUUACCAUGUUGCAAUGAAGGGCGUGGGCUUAUGGGUCUUGACUUGUGAGUCAUGCUUACUGGGCUAAGGGCAUCUGAUAUUUUCUUGAUUCUGUUCCAGCACAAUCCACAGCUUUAUGAUCAGUAGAUGGGAUGACUGUUGUAAAUUAACAUCCUCUUUCGCAUUGGGAGAGAGGCAUGGUAGUUAUUUUGUAUUGCAGCUCAAAACUGGUAAACAUCACUUUUCCUUUGAAAAGAUGCAUUGUGCUCAUC
This is a messenger RNA of Triticum aestivum (bread wheat), 947 nucleotides long. RefSeq lists its product as uncharacterized. Lineage: Eukaryota; Viridiplantae; Streptophyta; Magnoliopsida; Poales; Poaceae. The coding region runs from base 38 to 679 and encodes 213 amino acids. The transcript is spliced from 3 exons. The record is from RefSeq and is a predicted model, not a curated record.